CAUCCAUGUCCAAACCAUCUCAAUCACCUUGUCUCCAAAACGUCCUACAUGCUCUGUCCCUCUAAUAAACUGUAUGAUGCCAAAUUCUGCCUAAUAAGAUUUUCUGCUAUCUUGUAUUUUUUUCCAAUCGUGUCCAAAUUUUGGCAUGCCAUCUUCAGAGUAAGGAUCACAAACGUUAUGUUAAUGAUCCAAAUGUUUUGCCUAUUCUAAGCCCAACAAAUCUGACAGCAAAGCCUCCAAACUGGAAGCGAGGCAACAACUUUGCACACUGUUAUUAAACUUGGUAUGUAUGUUCAGGACCAUGACCUGAAGCUAUGGAAACUUUUCACCUACCAGAGAUGGGAAGUAAUGAAGUACAAAUACUUUUUGUAAUUUGUAACUUUUCUGGUAUCAGUACUUCAAUAUUUUUCUCACAACUUUUUACUUUCACAUUUUAAACAAAUAUUUGUACAAAGUGCAAACUUUGAGUUGGUUUGUGUUGUCUAUGUCUGAAAUGCUUAAAACUAAUUAUGCUAAUUAUAACAAAUUAUGCUAAUAAGGCUGCCAUUCUUCUCCAAAAUCACUCGGAUUCUUUCAUUGUUUUGUUGUGGUUUAUAUAUAGUUAGUGUGCUAAUGUGACACUAACACUGUACGUAACUGUAUGUGUUUACAAAUAGAAUCCCUACUUCAAAUUAACAGUAUUAAUGUUUCAUAAAGUGAACCUAUACAAUAAUAUGUGCAACUUUCAGACAAUUGUAUUUCUCCAUUUAAACGCUUUAGGGUGACAUUUCGGGUGUGUUGUAGCAUAUUGAGACUUUUAUUUUGCCUCGUGUUCCAUUUUCAUCCUGCGAAGCUUCCAUUAACUGUCCUGCUCUGCUACAUUCAAUAAAAUAAAGGCUAAAUUCAAGAAAAGGUAUGUUAUAUGUAUAUAUAAUAAAUAUAUGUUGAUCUAAAGCUAAACCCGCAGUGGCUUUCAGUCAAAAACAGAAGCUAGUCAGCUAGCUAGCUUUAAGCUAAAGCGUAUGUAGGCUUGUAGAAAAUGUCCUUAUUGCACUCUUUCGGGAAGAUUUCACACUUAGGUUUCAUUAUAGAUGCAAUAUAAUAUGUAUAAAAUCCCCAAACACUUUAUUAAAUCACUGUAAUGUAAUAGAAAACAUUAUUCUGCUCGCUGUUGCGCUUUACGACAGCUUUUCUCUGUGUAGCAUAAUCUCUGUCCCUGGAGUCUAAAUAAAGUGAAUAUGUGUUAAAUAACCUCUAAUGCCUAUUAAUGUUUUUAUUUUAUAGUUUAUCAUUUCUACUGUCCGCUACGUUAUGUUGUAAACUGCAUAUAUGUAUAUUAUUAUAUUUAUAAUUUCUUCUCAUGGACAUUUCCCGAGUCAUAUCUUUGGAAAUACAGGUCAAAUUUAUAGGAUAUUCCACUAUGAGUACGUAUUGAAAUGAGUUAUUAUAAACAUCAUAUGUCUAUUUUUAAAAACAUAAUAUUUGUAUGAUGAAUAGGUUAUAACCAUAUUUUAAGUCUCUACUUUUGAUUUAGUGAUUUUGUGUUAGGGUUUUGAUCAAUAAGUUCAAAGGACAUCCGUUGGAUGGCGCUAUAGCGUGCAGUACGGAAUUGCGAUCAUGUGUACUCUACUGUCUUUGCUCGAGUUAAUGGCUGCUGCACCGUGCCGCUCCAUAUUUGCAUUCAAUUUCCUUGAAUUUGUUGCUUUGCCAGACAUGCCUACUCUCCCACCCACUCCCCCAAGGUCGGCGUUGUUCGUGCUGCUGGAAGUCACCAUCUCUCAUCUCACCAUCUCUGGUUACUGUACUUUAUUUUCACUCAGAGAUAUCAAAUUCUUAUGCCCGAUAUAUAUUGGGGGAUUUGGGGCUGUCUUAGAUGAAAGAUGAAGCAAUCGUGAGGAUUUCUUUUGGCUCCUAAACAGUGGUCCUACAUCAUGUUGUGAGAGCGGUUCAGAAACGGCUGUUGUCAUGGUCUUAUGAAGCCUGUGUGAAAAACUCUACGACCUACAUCUACUGUCUAGCCAUGACCUGCGUCAUAGGCUUCGAUUCAAUAGAUGGCGUCGUCCGGUCUGCAUACGUGUUGUACCCAUGUUUAUUGGAUAUAUGUCGUACAGCGUGAUCGCACGGUCUGUGGAAGGCAUUAGAUAACCAGAUAUCUAACGUCUAUGACACGAAUAAAGGAAAAACGAGUGGACAAAAAAGAAACAUGGACUCUAAACAAGUAAAACUUUGUGUCCAUGUAUACCUAUAGUACAGUAGCUAGAGUAGUGAAGGACCAUGUACAUUGUGAGCAGGGUAUAAGUAGGGACUACUACAAGACUAACAAUGACUGCAUAGCUAAAAGGGAGAGCCAGAAGAUAAUGCAUCCAACACCAGAGUGAACCCAUGGGGUUUUAAAAUCCCAGUUUACCAAAGCACUCUGUGCUUGUUGAUGCUUCAUAUCUGCUCCUUCACCUUUUCCAUAACUAUGGGUCUUUGUGAAAGAAAGAUUUCCACCUGCUAUAGGUUUCACUAUUAAGGGUGCCAACAAAUAGCCUGCACCUACUGAUUGAAGAAGACAUGAUGAAUCAUAAUAGAUCCAAUGAAGUGUGGAAAUGAUAGGGCUGAUGUGGUCAUAUCUUCUGGUUCUAUAAGGACUGCAUUCAGGAUUGACUGGAACAUGUUUGACAGCAAGAAAGUACAGUAAUCCAACCUAGAGGUAACAAACAUUAACGAUUUGCGAUUUAUUUAUUUCAAUAUUAUAGCUGGUGUCUCUCAUCUGGCUUUGCCCAAAUGUACAUCUUGUGUGUCAUUGGCAAAACAGAGAAAGCUGAUAUAAUAAUCAGGUGAGUGUAAGUGAGUUAUUAAAGCAGUCCUGGCAAUGAUGUGUCGAGGUCUUGCCACUGUGCUAGGACCCUCCUGAUGUAGCUCUCAGUUAGCUAGCUAGCUAGAGAGUUUUCGAUGUCGGGAUGGGCUUGUGUGUAAUACAAUACCUGCUAUUCUUAUUCUGGCUGCUAGUUCUUUGUUUCAGUGUAAGAAUGUGUUUCAAAUUUGGUGAACUAGAACUUCGAGUGGCAGCUGGAGUCUAAUCCGUGAUGCGCAUUUUUAUUGUGAGAAUUUCAUUAAUCCUUAAACAGACUAGCGAUGAGAACAUCUUGGUAUACAGAUUUUUACUGAACAAAUGUAUGUCUGUCUUGAAGAUUUCUUCAAGAACAGGAAGCAGCAUUUAGCUAGUCUUGCAAUUAUCAACACACCCAUUUCAGAAUUCCCUUGUGAUGGUGGUGUGUCAGAAAGACUCACUGGUGCUUGGAGGUAAGUCAAGGUUAGUUGCCUUGUUACUUGACUACAGGAAGGACCUUAAAUGCAUGAUUUCCUUCUUAUCUACAACCUUUAUCGACAGGUGAUUGAUAGUCUGCAACUCAACCAGCAUCAACUCCUCUUCCAUAAAAAAAAAAAAAACGCUUUUGUAGAUCAGCCGCUUUCUCUGCUGUUUCCUCAUCUGGAAAUCUCCGGACCUGCAACAUGUCUCAAAAAUACCCCUACACGAACGCAGGGGAUGACUUUUUGUCCCAUCAGGACAUGUAUGCAGAUUCCUACCAGAGACAGUCUCAUACACACCAGCCAAGCGCUAGAUCCACGUCACAUGAGCAGAAAUGCUCUACAGCAUCCUCCAGCCGACCUGUAGACUGUCCCGUCCACUUACCCGGGAUGGCUUUGUCAUUUCUUCAGAGCUGUGGACUGGAACCAAGUGACCUCGCCCACCUCGCAGAACUUCCGGAGCAUCUCAUCACGGUCGAGACACUUCCGAAACUGCUUUUACAGGUCAAAGAACGCAAACUGUCCAGCAGUUCAUCAUCUAGGCCCAACACAAGUCAGCCUCUUGAUGACACCUCGACUUACGCCUGGGAGGAAAGCAGCCACAGCAAACCGAUUGAGUAUCCCAUUGAACUGCCUGAGCAACCGGUGUACCCCCUUCCUCCGGAGCAAGUUCAGAGUUGGCAAGACCGAUGGGGGAAUCCUCGACAAUUUAAUUCUUUAGACACCAGUACCAGGAGUUCCAGGAGUAAAAGCCGCAGCGUUUCAGACUACAGCAUCCCCAAGGACAGUGACCUUUACUGCAAUAUCACAGAAUCAACAGAGUCCUCAUCACACUCUUUUGUUGAGUUGGGACCGAGGCCUUUGCUUUCUCUGAGAUUAGAUCCACCUGUUACUGUGCCUAAAAGGAAGGAGGCCUCCGAUUACAACUGCAAAGUUCCCCCAGUUUUUCCUCAUGUGUGUUCCCUCUGUGAUCUCUCUAUACCCUCUACAAAGGACUGGUUUUUACAUGUUCGAGGUAGUGAGCAUGCAAAAAGGCAGCUUAAACUAGUGAAAAAGUACCCAAAGUGGGAUCAGACUAUCGAAUCUGCGAGAAGGACUAAAAGCACUGAAGUUUACAAGGUGCCAACUAGGAAGGAGGCGUCAGACUUCAAUGGCACCAGUCCCCCAGUUUUUCCUUACCUGUGUGUUCUCUGCAAUGUUACUGUCUUUUCUGAAAAGAGCUGGUCUGGACAUAUUAUUAGUGGACAGCAUGCUAAGAGUCAGCUUGACCUUAUGGGAAAGUACCCGGAGUGGGAUGGGACUGUUCAGUCUUCUAGAAGAAAUGAUGGUAACACCUCCACUGACUUAAAAGAUGGAGCCUCGAAAGAAAGUACUAAAGACAUGAAGAUGUUACAGGGAAAAGAACCGAGUUCUCGAGUUGUGAGCUUUACACCGCUACCUGUUGGAGAUGGUAUCACUUCAGAGUUGACUGCCAUUGCUAAACGCUUCGGAUCUGUCAGGAAAUCCUUGUUUCUGCCAAACCAGGGUUAUGUGGAAAUGACUUGUUUAGCAGAUGCCAAGAAAUUGGUUGAACACUAUUCAGCCAAGCAGCUGAAACUAAAAGGCAAAUUCAUUAAAGUCACCUUCUCUUGUGACUAUAAAACACUAAGAGAUGCAGAGGGUAAUGACAAAACACAAUCCCGCAGUUCUUACACCCAUAGAAGAUCUAGCCCAUGCAGUCGCUAUCAGAGGGACUCCACUAGUCCCGGGAGAAGACCUUCAUCAGAGAGGACUCAUUCUAGCCCUAGGAGACGACACUCAUCAGACAGGUCUCAAUCUAGCCCCGAUAGGAAACGUUCAUCUGAGAGGACUCAAUCUGGCUCAAAUAGGAAACGUUCAUCAGAGAGGACCCAAUCUAGCCUCAAGAGAAAGAGUUCGUCAGAGCGGACUCAAUCCAGCCCCAAGAGAAAAUGUUCAUCGGUGACGAAACAUUCAUCAGAGAGGAAACACUCAUCAUCAGAGAGGACUCAUUUUAGCCCCAAAACAAGUUAUUCAUCAUCCAAGAGUGGUCAUGAAAAAGAACGAAAAGAUUCUCAAAAAUCCAAGGAGAACCCUAGUACUUCUACACAUUCAUGCCAUUCCUCAAGCUCUGCUCUUAAUGAUCUGGAAAAAGCAAGCAUAGAUACAGAAGAACAGAGAAGUAUGAGCAACAACUAUGAUGAAAGCAUGGAUUCAGACAGUGACCUUGAAGGGCUAGAAGUGAUAGCAGAUGAUGGUGAAGAAUUGGCACAUGACAUUGAUGAUCAUGAGAAUAAAACAAGAGACCACGUGUAUUUACCAUCAGACCCAUUGGAUACAACAGACAUUUGCACAGACAAACAAGAAAAGACUGGAGGAGAUGCUGAGGACUUAGAAGCAUCAAACGGUUUGAUUAAGGGCCAGGACUUUGAAGAGCAUGCAGACCAAGAAUACGAUCAUGACUUCCCCACGAUCCUUGCAAAUUGUGUGACCUUAGAUGAAUUCACUGAAGAAAACUUUUCAGACAGUCAAGAAUCAGAUGAACCAAAGGCCUCAAGCCCAAAUAUUCAGGAAACAUCAGACAAAACAACCACAUCCACAAAUACAGUUUGCGACGUGAAGCAAAAUGAUGAUGAAUCUGAUUUGCCUAAAGAAGAAACUGAGGAAACAUCAGACAAAAUAACCACAUCCACAAAUACUGUUUGCGAAAUGAAGCAAAAUAAUAAAGAAUCUGAAUCGCCUAAAGAAGAAAGUCCCAGCAAAACAACUGAAGAACUCGGUGCCUCCCAGAAUCUGGACAAUGCUGUAAGUCAGCCGAAAGAGGAACAGGACACUGAGGGAGCAAAUGACAAGGAAAACUUUGGCAAAGUCCUUGAGGUCAGAAAUCUACCAAGCACUGAAAACUAUACGGACUCAGAUUUUAUGAACAUCAUAAAGCGAUAUGGAGACGUUACCCACUAUGUGCUAUUUCACAGUUGCAAAAUGGGGUUUGUUGAGAUGGCACUUGCAUCCGACGCUGAGAGAGUUGCAGCUGAUUCUAAAAAUCGAGAUAUUGUACUACGCGGUAACAUCCUGAAGAUCACAGUGACUGAGAAAUACUGCUGUCUACCUGAAAGAUUUACUAUAGAGUCUGAUGAGGAUGAUGAUGAGGAGGAGGAGAUCGGUAAAGGAGAAAUAUCUAAGGAGUCCAGUGAUAAGCAGCGGAGUAAUGAAUUAAACGGUAACACAAAGUUUUCAAAUGAAUCACUUGAUAGAGAUGGGCCUAUAGGAACUGAGUUUGUCCGGCCUGUAGUGGGAUACUUUUGUAGCCUGUGUAAUGUCAUUUAUGCCACUGAAGAGGAAGCAAAAGACGAGCACUGCAGAAGUCCAUUACAUUAUCAGAAAGUGAAGGAACAAAAGGAAAAGAGUGGCACUGUGGAAAAUAAAAAGUAAUUUGUAUGGAAUUGAAAGGCUUUAAGAGACAUAGGACUCAUUUUAAGUUUGCAGAGUGGAGUAGGACCCCCUCUGAUCGUCCAGCUUCUCCCCAGGGGCCUGACUGAAACGGCUUCCGGUUUGUCCCAAUUAGCACAGAAAAUGUAGAAAUCGACUGAAUCGUUGAAUCAUUAUUUUUUUUCCUGUCAUCAUAUAAAGUCCUGUACUAUAACUGUUUCAUGUGUUUUGAUAAUAAAACUAUUUUGCUGGUACAUUUUA
Silurus meridionalis is the source of this 6960-nucleotide messenger RNA. Its product is annotated as matrin-3-like. The transcript has 22 exons. The coding region runs from base 3478 to 6702 and encodes 1074 amino acids. Gene Ontology annotation, cellular component: nucleus. Gene Ontology annotation, molecular function: zinc ion binding; RNA binding. The record is from RefSeq and is a predicted model, not a curated record. NCBI's taxonomy places the organism in Eukaryota, Metazoa, Chordata, Actinopteri, Siluriformes, Siluridae.